CUUUCUUUCCUUCUUUUUUUUUCUUUUUCUUUUAUCUUGUUCCUCCCCUCUCUCUUUUUCUUAUAUUAUGCUGUUAACUAUUUCAAAACCCAAUGUCUUACGGUCUACUAUGAAAUGGACUCCUUUUGGACGUCGCUUUUAUGCUAGUGAUGCAAAGGACACUCAAAAUCUUAUUGAAAAGAUCGUUCAAAAGUAUGCUUUGGAUUUACCUGCUGGGAAACUUGUGAAAAGUGGUGAUUAUGUAUCUAUUCGACCUCACCAUGUUUUGACUCAUGAUAAUACUGGGGCCGUCAUACCAAAGUUUAGGUCUAUUGGUGCUACCAAGAUAUACAAUCCUCGUCAACCAGUUUAUGCUUUGGAUCAUGAUGUACAAAACAAGUCAGAAAAGAAUCUUGCCAAAUAUGCCAAUAUUGAAAAGUUCGCGAAGGAACAAGGUGUUGACUUUUAUCCUGCUGGACGUGGUAUUGGACAUCAAGUGAUGAUUGAAGAAGGAUAUGCUUUUCCAAAUACAUUGACAGUAGCUUCUGAUUCUCAUUCCAACAUGUAUGGUGGUAUUGGUGCUUUGGGUACACCUAUUGUACGAACAGAUGCGGCAGCUAUUUGGGCCACUGGACAAACUUGGUGGCAAAUCCCUCCCGUGGUUAAGGUAGAAUUAAAGAAUCAUUUACCAGCUGGUGUGACAGGCAAGGAUGUGAUUGUGACCUUAUGUGGCCUCUUCAAUAAGGAUCAAGUACUGAAUACAGCCAUUGAAUUCCAUAUGGAUCAAGAAGAUGCAUUAUCUAUUGAAGAUCGAUUAGCUAUUUCUAAUAUGACAACCGAAUGGGGUGCUCUAGCUGGUGUAUUCUCUGUUGAUCGUUUGACCAUUGACUACCUUCGUAAACGUAUGGCAAGAUUAGAACUCUCUGCAUUCAACAAUAAUAAGAAGGAUUUCAAACAUCCUCGCAUCAACAAUGAUACCAUUCAAGCUCUUUUGGAUAAUCCUCUGUUCCCUGCCAAGAAUGCCACUUAUGCAAAAACUCUAACAUUGGAUCUUGCUACAUUGUCUCCUCAUGUGUCUGGUCCUAACUCGGUCAAGAUCGCUACUCCUCUAGUCGAAUUGGAAACUCAAAAUAUCAAAAUUGAUAAGGCUUAUCUGGUUUCUUGUGUCAAUUCUCGUGCUGGUGAUCUUAGACAAGCUGCUGCCGUCAUGAAAGGAAACAAAGUCAAGGAUGGUGUGGAAUUCUAUGUUGCUGCUGCUAGUUCUGAAGUGCAAAAGGAAGUACAGGAAUCUGGUGAUUGGGAUAUCUUGAUUGAAGCUGGCGCCAAAGUGUUACCUGCUGGAUGUGGUCCUUGUGUUGGUCUUGGUACUGGAUUACUUAAAGAUGGUGAAAUUGGAAUUUCUGCUACUAAUCGAAACUUUAAGGGUCGUAUGGGUUCUCCUUCAGCUUUGGCAUAUCUCGCAUCUCCUGCUGUGGUGGCAGCAUCUGCUGUGGCUGGUAAAAUUGCCUCACCUAAUUCGAUUGGCAAGGAUGUAUUGACAACAAGUCCACCUAAAUUCAGUAUUGAAGAUCAUACAGAAAAUAAGGAAGAAGAUACAAGUAGUGCAGAGGUGCUUCCCAAGUUUCCGUCUGUGAUCCGUGGUGAAUUACUGUUCUGCCCUGCCGACAAUUUGAAUACAGAUGGGAUCUAUCCUGGCAAGUACACGUACAAUGAUGAUAUGACUCUGGACGACAUGAAAAAAGUGGUGAUGGAGAAUUAUGAUCCUGACUUUGUGAAUGUGGUGCAAAAAGGAGAUGUGUUAGUAGGCGGCUUCAACUUUGGUACUGGAUCCUCGCGUGAACAAGCUGCUACUGCCAUCAAGUCGCGUGAUAUUUCUAUCAUGAUCGCUGGUUCGUAUUCGGAUAUCUUUAAACGCAACUCUAUCAACAAUGCUCUGCUACUGAUCGAAUCACCUGAAUUGGUCCAUGAUCUUAAACAACAAGUCGGGACUGAUCAAUUGACAAAACGCACAGGUUGGCAAGUUGAAAUCCAUGUGGCUCAAGGCAAGGUCAAUGUCAAAAAGCAAGAUGGUUCCCAAACUUCAUACAAGGUUGGUGCUCUUGGUAAGAGUGUCCAAGAAAUCUGGUUGGAUAAUGGAUUGGAAGGCUGGGUCAAACAACGCUUGUAGAUGAUUAGAUAUAUGUAUAUAUAAUGAUGAAUGAUUUAUUAGAGUCAUUAUGUUUAUUAUCAGCUAGUGUAUUAUGGUGAUUUUAGAAUAAAGAUGAAUCAAAUAGAUAGGAUAGUAUUGUUAAUCAUAUAAGAAAUGAAAUGGAUAAAUAGGCGUAAAUGAUGAUGAAUAGGAUGAGAUAUUAGCUAGUGAUAGGUUACGACUGGUAUGGAUGGACAAAUAAGCUUGACAGAUGUAUCAUGAUGAACACAAAUGAUGGAUGGACGUGAUAUGUAGAUUGAAGCAAAAGGACGGUAGAUAAAUAUGAUGAUAAAAGAUAACUGAUCAGUUAGGAUGAUGGAAUUUGUUGGGAUAGAUUGGAAUAACGAUGAACACGAGAUGCGAGAUGAGGAUAACGCUAUGAACGAAAUUGAUAGAUGAUGGAUAGGUAGAAUAUAUCAAAAUCAUCAUAUUUCAAAUAGUAAAAAUGAU
This is a messenger RNA of Halteromyces radiatus, 2617 nucleotides long. RefSeq lists its product as uncharacterized. Gene Ontology annotation, biological process: L-lysine biosynthetic process. The record is from RefSeq and is a predicted model, not a curated record. The transcript has 4 exons. Gene Ontology annotation, molecular function: 4 iron, 4 sulfur cluster binding; homoaconitate hydratase activity. Lineage: Eukaryota; Fungi; Mucoromycota; Mucoromycetes; Mucorales; Cunninghamellaceae. The coding region runs from base 68 to 2146 and encodes 692 amino acids.